Molecule: messenger RNA, 483 nt
Organism: Mycotypha africana
Lineage: Eukaryota; Fungi; Mucoromycota; Mucoromycetes; Mucorales; Mycotyphaceae
Exons: 3
Source: RefSeq, a predicted model, not a curated record
AACACAAGUGUGCUCUUUUGGAACCUAAUUCGAUCUGAUGGCUUCACUGUAGACUUUUUAUUUAAAACCAAAGAAGACGCCGUCAUUGAUCAUCAUGACUUGACGUUGGAAGACUUCUCCUAUGAAGAGAUCACAGCAAACUACAGACCCACAUUUGUUGAUCCUGGCCGAAAGACAAUCCUGUUCUCAUUCUAUGGGCCUGGUAUGGGUGAAUCAAGGUUACGUCUGCAUCAAGGCAGACAGCGUGCUGCAGACAUGAUGGUGAUCAUGCUUGUCGAUGGAGGUGUCAAAUACGACGAAGUAUUACGGCAAAAAAGAAGGGAAUUAGACACCGUGCGUGGCUGUAGUAUCCUUGUUUGCAAAACCUGUAAGAUACUAUGGAACCGCGAUGUCAAUGCAGCAAAAAACAUGAUGGCCAUCAGCAUUUCGGUAUGGAAAGACAAGGAACGUCCUACAGAGUUCAGCCGGAAGACAACUUCUUAG